Mytilinidion resinicola is the source of this 888-nucleotide messenger RNA. RefSeq lists its product as uncharacterized. NCBI's taxonomy places the organism in Eukaryota, Fungi, Ascomycota, Dothideomycetes, Mytilinidiales, Mytilinidiaceae. The record is from RefSeq and is a predicted model, not a curated record. The transcript has 5 exons. Bases 133 to 888 code for a protein of 251 amino acids.
AUUGGGGUGUUGUACUACCUGUUUCACAACACCAACAGCCCCAUCACGCUGCCAUUCCUCACCAUCUUCCACCUCACCGGCGCUACAUCUCCUAUUAUUCCUACGUAUACUUCGCGUUACAUUUAUCCUCUCAUGCCGGGAAAGCGCCCGCGCUCGACCUGCUCCGCCAGCAGCCCUGCGACGGCGCCCGAGGCGAGUCGACCCGCAAACGACUGGCUCGCGUUAUUAAGGACUUCGCUCUUUAUCGUCACUGCUCUAUUGACCUCGCCUGCGGUCCUCCAGCGUCCCCUCGUCCUUGAAAGCGCCGCGUGUGCUCCGUCAACCCUCCUACCCUGCAACACCUGCGCAGCUCGAGUCCGCACGCCCCCGAACGUCAACAAGCCCGCUCCCUCGACCGCAGCUCCCCCUCUGCGCCUCACACCAACCUGCUCUCUUUUGAACAAAGCAGACAUCACCGCCAUCACCGAGAAGAACCGUGAGCAGGAGCCUUUGCCCCAUGCACAAGCAAUCAUAGAUACUCGGAGGGCUGCGUUGAAGGAGUACAUUCUUUUCCGGGGCGAGGGCUCCUCUGGUGGGAUCAAGGGCUUGACUGAAGGACCGGAGCUGUUGGGCUCGCUCGCGCGACCGCAGCCAUACAGCUGCAUCGGAUAUAUCACUACCACAGGCGACGACACACACCCGCAUUCGCCAUGCCGUUUACCCGCGGGGAGGAUGGCAUGGCUGACUAGUACCUUCCGGAAGGCCGCUAUCUUUGACGAAAACCAGGUCCACGCCUCCCUUCAAGCCGCACGCGACGGCGCCCUUCUCAUCAACUACAUGCACGACUUCUACUCGCUUGCGUACCCAAUCGCACCCCCGCGCAGCUCAAGACGUGUUAUUUCUCCUUGA